Messenger RNA from Vicia villosa (hairy vetch), 1587 nucleotides. Its product is annotated as protein DJ-1 homolog D-like. The record is from RefSeq and is a predicted model, not a curated record. Lineage: Eukaryota; Viridiplantae; Streptophyta; Magnoliopsida; Fabales; Fabaceae. The transcript has 5 exons. Bases 184 to 1347 code for a protein of 387 amino acids.
CCCGAUAACCACUCCGGCACGUCCACUUUGUUGUCAAUAUUGCAUUUUGUUUAUUUAAGUAUCGUAAUAGAAUGAGUAAACUUUGUCCUCAAUCUCUCACACACCGUAUUCUCUUUGUUUAUUCCUAUCACCACUUCAAAAACCAGUAGCGUUGCAAUCAUCAAUCAUCAAUCAUUAUCAUCCAUGGCUCCUAAAAGGGUUCUUCUCCUCUGCGGUGACUUCAUGGAAGACUAUGAAGGUAUUGUUCCUUUUCAGGCAUUGCAAGCAUUCGGUAUCACCGUCGAUGCUGUUUGUCCCAGUAAAAAAUCCGGUGAUGCCUGCCGCACCGCCGUUCAUAUUCUUUCCGGUGGCCAGACGUAUACUGAGACAAUUGGUCACAAUUUUACGCUCAAUGCAACUUUUGAUGAAAUUGAUCACACAAACUAUGAUGGGUUAUGGUUGCCGGGAGGAAGGGCGCCGGAGUAUCUUGCUCACAUUCCUAGUGUUGUGGAGCUGGUGGCCAAGUUUGUAAAUUCUGGAAAACAGAUUGCUUGCAUUUGUCAUGGCCAUUUGAUUCUGGCUGCUGCUGGUGUAGUUGAAGGUCGCAAGUGCACGGCUUUUCCUCCUGUUAAACCGGUGUUGGUUGCUGCUGGUGCCCAUUGGGUUGAACCUGAGACCAUGUCAACUACUGUGGUGGAUGGUAAUCUCAUUACUGCACCUACUUAUGAAGGGCAUCCGGAACUUCUUCGGCAUUUUGUGAAGGCAUUAGGAGGCACAAUAAGUGGAUUUGAUAAAAAAAUUCUCUUUAUUUGUGGGGAUUACAUGGAAGAUUAUGAGGUCAAGGUUCCUUUUCAGUCUCUUCAGGCUUUAGGAUGCCAUGUUGAUGCAGUUUGCCCCUCAAAGAAGGCUGGUGAUACUUGCCCAACUGCUGUUCAUGAUUUUGAAGGAGAUCAAACUUACAGUGAGAAGCCAGGACACAAUUUUACUUUAACUGCGAACUUUGAUGACGUUGACCCUUCAGGCUAUGACGCUCUUGUCAUCCCUGGAGGUCGAUCACCUGAGUACUUGUCAUUGAAUGAGUCUGUUAUUUCCUUGGUGAAGCAUUUCAUGGAAGCCAAUAAGCCAGUUGCAUCAAUCUGCCAUGGCCAACAGAUUUUAGCUGCGGCUGGUGUUCUCAAGGGAAGGAAAUGUACUGCUUAUCCAGCCGUGAAGCUUAAUGUGGUUUUAUCAGGAGCAACUUGGCUGGAGCCUGACCCCAUAAGCCGCUGCUUCACUGAUGGGAAUUUGGUUACUGGAGCUGCAUGGCCAGGGCACCCUGAGUUCAUUGCCCAGUUGAUGGCACUACUCGGUAUUCAAGUAUCUUUCUAGUAGCCUUUUUAGUUUAAUAAUGAAUAAACAUCACCACACUUGUCCAUUAUCAGAGGACUCAAUGUAAGUGGAUGUGUGCUAUCAUAAUGUUGAAUUUGAAGGACUUGUAAUGUGCUGGGCAUCCAAGCACUUUGAUGAAAGUGUCUCUUUUGGCUAUGAGUUAUUCUCUCUCCUAGUGAAGAGAUACACUGUGUAUUUAUAUUACAAGAAAAAUAAAUAAGGAAAACUCUUUUUAACAAA